CCCUAUUCUCCCGCUUUCCAUCACCCCGCCCCAUUCUCCCGCUUUCCAUCACCCCGCCCCAUUUUCCCGCUUUCCAUCACCCCGCCCCAUUCUCCCAUUUUCCAUCACCCCGCCCCAUUCUCCCACUUUCUAUCACCCCACCCCAUUCUCCCGCUUUCCAUCACCCCGCCCCAUUCUCCCUCCUUCCAUCACCCCGCCCCAUUCUCCCGCUUUCCAUCACCCCGUCCCAUUCUCCCGCUUUCCAUCACCCCGCACCAUUCUCCCGCUUUCCAUCACCCCGCCCCAUUCUCCCUCCUUCCAUCACCCCGCCCCAUUCUCCCGCUUUCCAUCACCCUACCCCAUUCUCCCGCUUUCCAUCACCCCGCCCCAUUCUCCCGCUUUCCAUCACCCAGCCCCAUUCUCCCUCUUUCCAUCACCCCGCCCCAUUAUCCCGCUUUCCAUCACCCCGCCCCAUUCUCCCUCCUUCCAUCACCCCGCCCCAUUCUCCCUCCUUCCCUCACCCCGCCCCAUUCUCCCUCCUUCCAUCACCCCCUCCUUCCAUCACCCCGCCCCAUUCUCCCGCUUUCCAUCUCCCCGGCCCAUUCUCCCGCUUUCCAUCAACCCGCCCCAUUCUCCCGCUUUCCAUCACCCCGCCCCAUUCUCCCGCUUUCCAUCACCCCGCCCCAUUCUCCCUCCUUCCAUCACCCCGACCCAUUCUCCCUCCUUCCAUCACCCCGCCCCAUUCUCCCACUUUCCAUCACCUCGCCCCAUUCUCCCGCUUUCCAUCAUCCCGCCCCAUUCUCCCGCUUUCCAUCACCCCGCCCCAUUCUCCCGCUUUCCAUCACCCCGCUUCUCCCGCUUUCCAUCACCCCGCCCCAUUCUCCCGCUUUCCAUCACCCCGCCCCAUUCUCCCGCUUUCCAUCACCCCGCCAAAUUCUCCUGCUUUCCAUCACCCCGCCCCAUUCUCCCGCUUUCCAUCACCCCGCCCCAUUCUCCAUCCUUCCAUCACCCCGCCCCAUUCUCCCUCCUUCCAUCACCCCGCCCCAUUCUCCCGCUUUCCAUCACCCCGCCCCAUUCUACCCCUUUCCAUCACCCCGCCCCAUUCUCCCGCUUUCCAUCACCCCGCCCCAUUCUCUUUCCAUCACCCUGCCCCAUUCUCCCGCUUUCCAUCACCCCUCCCCAUUCUCCCAUUUUCCAUCACCCCGCCCCAUUCUCCCACUUUCUAUCACCCCGCCCCAUUCUCCCGCUUUCCAUCACCCCGCCCCAUUCUCCCGCUUUCCAUCACCCCGCCCCAUUCUCCCUCCUUCCAUCACCCCGCCCCAUUCUCCUGCUUUCCAUCACCCCGUCCCAUUCUCCCGCUUUCCAUCACCCCGCCCCAUUCUCCCGCUUUCCAUCACCCCGCCCCAUUCUCCCUCCUUCCAUCACCCCGCCCCAUUCUCCCGCUUUCCAUCACCCCGCCCCAUUCUCCCGCUUUCCAUCACCCCGCCCCAUUCUCCCGCUUUCCAUCACCCCGCCCCAUUCUCCUGCUUUCCAUCACCCCACCCCAUUCUCCCGCUUUCCAUCACCCCGCCCCAUUCUCCUCCCGCUUUCCAUCACCCCGCCCCAUUCUCCCGCUUUCCAUCACCCCGCCCCAUUCUCUCGCUUUCCAUCACCCCGCCCCAUUCUCCCGCUUUCCAUCACCCCGCCCCAUUCUCCCUCCUUCCAUCACCCCGCCCCAUUCUCCUGCUUUCCAUCACCCCGCCCCAUUCCCCCGCUUUCCAUCACCCCGCACCAUUCUCCCGCUUUCCAUCACCCCGCCCCAUUCUCCCGCUUUCCAUCACCCCACCCCAUUCUCCCGCUUUUCAUCACCCCGCCCCAUUCUCCCUCCUUCCAUCACCCCGCCCCAUUCUCCCUCCUUCCAUCACCCCGCCCCAUUCUCCCUCCUUCCAUCACCCCACCCCAUUCUCCCGCUUUCCAUCACCCCGGCCCAUUCUCCCUCCUUCCAUCACCCCGCCCUAUUCUCCUGCUUUCCAUCACCCUGCCCCAUUCUCCCGCUUUCCAUCACCCCGCCCCAUUCUCCCUCCUUCCAUCACCCCACCCUAUUCUCCCGCUUUCCAUCACCCCGCCCCAUUCUCCCGCUUUCGAUCACCCCACCCCAUUCUCCCGCUUUCCAUCACCCCACCCCAUUCUACCGCUUUCCAUCACCCCGCCCCAUUCUCCCGCUUUCUAUCACCCCCCCCCCCCCAUUCUCUUUCCAUCACCCCGCCCCAUUCUUCCUCCUUCCAUCACCCCGCCCUAUUCUCCCUCCUUCCAUCACCCCGCCCCAUUCUCCCGCUUUCCAUCACCCCGCCCCAUUCUCCCGCUUUCCAUCACCCCGCCCUAUUCUCCUGUUAA
Messenger RNA from Closterium sp. Naga37s-1, 2352 nucleotides. The record is from the annotation of a GenBank genome assembly. Lineage: Eukaryota; Viridiplantae; Streptophyta; Zygnematophyceae; Desmidiales; Closteriaceae.